CCGGGGAUUUUCCUUUUGAAGCGGGUGCAUGUGUGUGCCAAGGAUUGCGUUGUCAUUGUAUCCGGAGAGAAACGCGUGGUCAGCGGCACCACCGACAGCUCCACUGCAGCGUAACUGGUACGUGGUGGUGUUUAAAGUCAGACUUUAAGCCAGGACAUGGAUACUGAAAAGAGCGUCGAGGUUUUAGAUGCGUCAGACGCUCCACAGCCAGAGGAGACUGUAAUGGAAAAAGAGGUUGUGUCAAAAAUGGAGACACCAGAGGAAUCCACAGAGCCUGAGAAGCCACCAGCUGCUGUUGAAGAGACUGAGCAGAUGGCAGUGAAUGGUCACGAUACAGACGUCAUAAACUUAAAAGAAACAGAAGAGUUGAUUGUGACAGAAACUGUUACUCUGGCUGAGGAAAAAACAGAAAUAAAGAUUGAGGACAUCUUGCCCGCAGGAAAAUCUGAAAUGGAGUCUGUGUCUGAUGCGGUGGCACCACCAGAACCAGAUGAGUCAUCUGAAAAGAUCUCUGACCCAGUUGCAGCUUUAGACACAGAACCAAAAAACAUCCAGCCUGUGCCAGAGAAUGCCCCAGAACCUUUGCCUGUGCAAACACCUCUGCCAGAGAGUGCCCCUGAACCGGAGCCAGAGAAAUUGGCAGAAUCGGUUCCAGAGGCUGAACCACAAGAGCAAACAUUACCUGAACCAGCCGCGCUGCAGCAACCAGUGGAUGCACAACCACCCAGCAAGGAAGAGAAGGCGCCGGAACAAGUGAAAACUGAGACUACAGAAUUGAAGACUACAAUGGAUACUGGAGCAGGAACGGUUGUCAAAGAGGGGGUGGCAGAAAGUAAUGUCGCAGCCGAGCCUACAAAGGAGGGGGAAGAAGAAAAACCAGCAGGAACUGUGUCGGUGGCAGAAGUUUCCCCAGAAAAGCCGACAGAGGCUGUGACUUUAAAAGAGGAGGCAUCAGCUGAAAUUGAAAAUGUGAAACCUGCAGAGGACAAGAAAGAAGCUGAACCAGAAAAAUCAGCUGAGUCUGAUUCUCCGAAGGGAGCUGAGGCAGCACCAGAAGCUGAAAAGAAUGAUGCAGAGCUUCAAAAGGAAGAGGAUACAGUCCCCGUGUCUGGCUCCCUGUCCUUUGCCUUCCUGGAAAGAGAACAGACCAAAGACGCCCUGCGGACCUCGCGUACCCUUCUGGUCCUCAGAGGCCUUCCAGGAAGCGGUAAAAGCUUCUUGGCACGUGCCAUAGCUGAUGCCUACAAAGACCACUGCUCUGUCAUCUGUGCUGAUGACCAUGGCGUGAAGCCAGAGAGUCCAGAAUCAUCUGUGGACGGGUACAAGGCUCUGGAUGAGGCUGUGUUGGCCGGCUGCAGUGCAGGAGCAGCCUCCCCUCUGCUGAUGGUGGUGGAUGACACCAACCACACCCAGGAUCGGCUGGCCCGCCUGGGGGAGAUUGCCGAACAGCACCAUCUCGUUGCGGUCUUUUUGGAGCCACGCACUGAAUGGAGCAGAGAUGUACCGCAGCUGACCAAGAAGACCAAGCGCGGACUAGAUGAGGCCCAACUGGAAGCCAUGAGAGGUCCACUUGAGGAAAUGUCCCUUCCUUAUUACUAUGGCUGGUUUCUUCUCUCCUCGGUCCAGGACAAGGUUAGGUGCACAUCAAUGGACUUCCUGAAAACGCUGGACACCUUGGAGGCCUUCAAGAAACACUUGAUUGACUUCACAGGGAAAGCUGAGAAGGAGGUGGAUUUGGAGCAGUACUUUCAAGCCAAAGGGACCCUCCAUUGCACUACAAAAUUCUGCGACUAUGGAAAAGUAGAGGGUGCCAAAGAGUAUGCACAGAAUCCAGCUGUCAAAGAUUUCUAUGGUUCUGUGUUCGAGCUGUCGCUGAGCGCUCUCUUUGUCACUCCUCGCACUGUUGGUGCCAGAGUGUCCCUCACAGAGGAGCAGCUUUUGCUGUGGCCAGCUGACGCCGAAAAGGAGGUACAGUCUGCUGCCUCCCUGCCUCUGGGGAGCCGCGCCCACGUUACUCUAGGAUGCGCAGAGGGUGUUGAGCCAGUUCAAACAGGUCUAGAUCUGCUCCAAAUCCUGGCCCUGCAGCAGGAAGGCCAGCAGGGGGAGCCCGUCGAGGAGAUGGAGCUCGGCUCGCUGACCUACUACGGCGAAGGAAGGUGGCUGCUCAGUCUCAGAGAGCCCAUCUGCACCCCAGCCUGCUUCUCCAGCUUCUACGGGUGCAAGGAGCUCGAGCAGGCCAAAAAAGAACCUGAGAAGAAAAAGAAGCAAAAGUGCACCAUACUGUAAAUGGCAAUGGGAAUGUGUGGCUGGGAUGACUGGUGAAUUAAAACUUAGGCUUACUCUGUGCAAGGUUUGUGUGUUUGUGCAGUGUUUAGGGUUUCAGUUAUAGCCACCCUAAAUCCACAAGCUGUGUGCCUUUUUUUUUUUUUUACUGUUGAUUUGCACCACAACCCAAGAUGCCUUCAGUCCAGUUAGGCUUGUUAACAUUGAGUAUCUUGUUUCACAUAUCGGUGCCAGAGUCACAGUACCUGGCUAUUUGCUGAGGUGUUAUUAGCUGCAGUUUUAGACUAAGGUAGUAAUAGCCUACUCCCACAGCUCCACAAUUAUCUGAAACUUAGAUUUCCUCUUCUAUUCAUGUCAGUGUCUCUCAGUAUUCAGAUAUACAAAAACUAGGUACUUUCAUUGCAUGCAUCCGAGGUUAGCGGUAUCGACAUAUUAACACAUUUCUGACCUGCUAAAAGUACCUCUGCCGCUUCAACAGAAGUUGUCUUGUGUUUCCUUUGACUUGUACGUUAAAAAAAGAUUAGCUGUCAUUUCUGUGGAAAGUGUGUGAGUGUGCGCAUCAUAGGAAGUAAUUGUUACAAUAGCAUAUGGGCCAAAGUUAUCUAUUUGAUUAAGUGUAUUAGAAUGAAUGUCAUUUAUAGAGGUCCUUCCUGGUAAAAUCUUUGCACUGUGCAUAGUUUGAAAGGGAGAAUGCUGGUAAAUUUGGUAUUUGUUUCAGCAGCUUGCACUUAGUAAUUAUCAAAUGCUGUGAAUCCAAGUCCAUGUUUUGCAAUCUUUUCUACUGCGCAAGACUGCACCAUUGAUCCUUUUAUCCUCUUUGAACAGCACUUCAUGUAUUGCAUUUCGAUUUGUAACCUCUGUGACUGUAAUUUUUUGAAGGGCAAGUCCUACUUUGUGUAGCUCUUAUGAAUCACUAUUUUUGCACUUGUUUUGUACACUUAAUAAAAAAGAACAUGCUUUGCUCCAGUAA
Molecule: messenger RNA, 3253 nt
Organism: Dicentrarchus labrax (European seabass)
Lineage: Eukaryota; Metazoa; Chordata; Actinopteri; Moronidae
Gene: cnp
Product: 2',3'-cyclic nucleotide 3' phosphodiesterase
Exons: 4
Coding region: 157-2286 (709 amino acids)
Biological process (GO): cyclic nucleotide catabolic process
Cellular component (GO): cytoplasm; membrane
Molecular function (GO): 2',3'-cyclic-nucleotide 3'-phosphodiesterase activity
Source: RefSeq, a predicted model, not a curated record